Salvia hispanica is the source of this 750-nucleotide messenger RNA. Lineage: Eukaryota; Viridiplantae; Streptophyta; Magnoliopsida; Lamiales; Lamiaceae. The record is from RefSeq and is a predicted model, not a curated record.
UAUAUAUUUAGUAUCACAUUCAUAAUUUCAUUUUUAUUCCUAGCUAGGGCAAUUAGGGUUGCCAAUAAAGAAUCGUGGUCCAAAAAAGUAGCCAACCUUGCCACCGAGAACGCCGCUGUGCUCCACUUCUACGUCCAAGAUUUCCGGGCCGGUGGUGGCCCGAACGCCACUGUCUACAUGGUGGCAACAUCCUCCAUUUCCGAGACCUCCCCGACCGACUUUGGGGAGAUCCACGUGUGCGAUGACCUCCUAACCACGGGCCCCGGCCUCGACUCGGAGAUCAUCGGAAAAGUGCAAGGGCUCACAAUAUCCACCGACUUCCAAGUCUCCGGCGAGGCGAUGUAUCUCAACUUCUACUUCACAACGGGAGAGUAUGCCGGCAGCUCGCUCACGAUGCUCGGCCGCAAUGAGGUGAUGAACGAGGAGAGGGAGAUGCCGGUGGUUGGUGGCACGGGAGUUUUCCGGCUGGCCCAUGGCUAUGCGCUCUCAUCGACGUAUUCCUACGACGUCGAGAGGCUCUACGCUGUUAUGGAAUACACUCUUUAUGUGAGCUACGUCGGAAAAUUGGACUUGCACUUGGUGAGAUCAUCAUUCAAAUCAAUUUAGUUAAAUGUGUGGUUAUGAUCAAAAUAAAUGAGUCUUUUGUUUUUAUUAAUUGUGAAAUGGUUGAAUGUUAUCGCGCUUGCGUCGUUAUUGUGUAACAAUUAUUAUUUGAGGAACUUGUAUUAAUGUCACAAAAUGUGUACCACA